AUGUCUCAAUAUAAUUAUUAUCAACUCAGUGAUAAAACUUUGGAAAAGAUCAAACAAUCUGAUUUUGAAAAACAAGAAAGAGGUACCGGCAGUCAAAGUUUUAAACAAAAUAAAACAAAACAAAUUGUCAAACCAAACCAAUCUAAAAGACGAACGCCCAAAGAGAUAAAAAUCUAUCGUGGUAAACUUUUGAAGGAAAGAGGAUUUACCCUUUUGAAAGAAGAGGACAUCAAAGCUCGUAAAUUGGACAAAAUCUCAAUGAUGUGUAAAGAUGGGCACAUUGUAAACAAAAGUUUUCAUGAUAUUCGAAGGUCCACAAACUCUUGUAGAGAAUGCCGUCUCGAAGCCACCAAGGCAAAUUGGGUUGAACGUGCAGCAGAGAAAGGGUGUACUCUCGACCCAAAUUCGGUCAAAGGAAAGAAGGCAACCUUUGUAUGCAACAAGAUUAAUCACAGUGAAAAACAAACGAUUAAUUUUCUAUACUAUAUCGACAAAAGAAUAGUUCUUUGCAAAUUUUGCACCAUAGAUGUGAAAACUUCUCGUGUUGUUGGUUGGGUAGAGUCGCAUAAAGGGAGAAUGGCAGAUCCCAACUAUGAGUGCAAAAAAUUUUUACAAGAAGCAUCGUAUUAUUGUAGUAAAAAUCACCCCAACACCAAAACCAUCAAGGAAUUGACAAGACACGACUACCUUCCUUGUGGGGAAUGUAACAAUACACGUUCCAAUGGUGAAAUGGCUGUUGAAAAGUAUUUACAGAAACAUGAAUUGUCAUUCGCGGCAGAACACACUCCAGUCUCACUCAACAGACUUUGCUAUGAUUUCAAGUUGAAUGACCAUCAAGUUCAUAUUGAAUUUGAUGGUCAACAACAUUUUGAUCCAAAGAGUUUCUCGUAUUUCAACAAAACAUCGGAUGGAUUCGAUAGACAGAGACAAAGGGAUUUGGUAAAAAAUCAAUAUUGUAAGGAUAAUGGUAUUCUUCUCAUCCGUAUACAUUAUAGUUGGAUGAACAAUUUAUGGAACUUGGACAACGAACUUUGGAAAUGUAUCAACGACAAAUCAGGUCAACAAAUAAUUACUCUUCCAAACAACCAUCCCCAUUACUAUUGGGUUCACCAACCACCAAAGAGAGAGUUUAUGAAAUGGUAUGUGAAGAACUACAACGAUCUGGAAGAUGGUGAUGAAGAAUAUGAAGAAAUAGAUUAUGAUCAAGAUGUUUAUGAAGAGGAAGAACAAGAAGAAGAUAAAGAUGAAGAUGAAGAAGAAAUAGAUGAAGAUGAAGAAGAAAUAGAUGAAGAUGAAGAAGAAAUAGAUGAAGAUGAAGAAGAUAAAGACUUAGAAGAAAUAGAUGAAGAUGAAGAUGAACAAUAG
Molecule: messenger RNA, 1365 nt
Organism: Cavenderia fasciculata
Lineage: Eukaryota; Evosea; Eumycetozoa; Acytosteliales; Cavenderiaceae
Exons: 4
Coding region: 1-1365 (454 amino acids)
Source: RefSeq, a predicted model, not a curated record